Messenger RNA from Diabrotica balteata, 744 nucleotides. Lineage: Eukaryota; Metazoa; Arthropoda; Insecta; Coleoptera; Chrysomelidae. The record is from the annotation of a GenBank genome assembly.
AUGCGUAGACCAUGGCCAAUUAACAAAACUCACUUGACGACAGUGACACGAAGUGACGAGGAUUUAUAUUGUGAUGAAGAUAAUCGCAUAGAUGAUCCUAAUUUACAAGAAGAAUCUGAAGAUAGUGAUGUUGAUGAUCAUGAAAAUGUCAUUACUGUAAAAGUGAUCCAACUAUCUUUGAAAAGUUUUAGUUUUAAAGCUUUAAAUCACUGUAUAAAAACAGUACAAGAACUACCUAUUCUGUUUAGUAUGGCGAAAAAAUUUGAUACUUACGAAAAACAACAACAAUAUUUGCAGAGAUUGCAUGAGGAUGAAUACUUUGAUAUGACUGAUGAGGAUGUAGAUGAUCCUUUCGAAGGUGACGAUUCUGAAGACGAUUAUAUACCAUCUAUGUCCAGCUCAGAUAGUGAACAAAAAGAAAUGGCUACCCAAAAAUUUAAACGAAAUAGUGCAGAACCAUCUACUGUAGAUCAAGUGAUAAGUAGUGUAGUGUUGUGGGCUAGUCGUGGAUCAUUUAGUGAUAGUCGUAAAACUGUGGAACAAUCUUCAAGCCGUAUCACGAAGACAACAGAUCAUCAAUCUAGUAAAUCAUCUGAAAACACAGAUCACGAUGGCAUUGAACUUUUUGUUACUUCUACCGAAUUUCAAAUUACAUGGACUGCUGUAACGGGAAAAAAUCUAAAGAAAUCCAAGAUAGCAUGUAAAAUUCUAUCUACAUCGUCAGACCAGGAUAUAAUUAAGUAA